Camelina sativa (false flax) is the source of this 350-nucleotide messenger RNA. The record is from RefSeq and is a predicted model, not a curated record. Lineage: Eukaryota; Viridiplantae; Streptophyta; Magnoliopsida; Brassicales; Brassicaceae.
AUGGGGUUGAAACUNAUCACCAAUCUCUUUGUUUCGUCAUCAACAUUGUCCUCUUCGUUUGUGAUUCGUCACGUUCCCUCUUCGCCAUCACUAUCACUUGAUCCCAAAUGCAUGAAGAGAAGAUCUGGUGUUGUUGGUGUCAAGGCUGCUGCUACUUCUUCGACCUUCUCUUGUAAAAAAUUUAGAUGAUUUUCUUCUUUUCUUUUGUGUUUUUUUUUGGAAAUUGUUGUUAAUCCUCUAGAUGGGUUCUUUUCCUAUUAUGAAAUCUGUAUCAGAAUAUGUAUUAGGAGUAUUUUAUCAAUACCCUGUCACGCAUUCAUGUACCGACACAAUAUUUAUUUCCAUGAGUA